Messenger RNA from Uranotaenia lowii, 1711 nucleotides. Its product is annotated as thioredoxin-related transmembrane protein 2 homolog. NCBI's taxonomy places the organism in Eukaryota, Metazoa, Arthropoda, Insecta, Diptera, Culicidae. Gene Ontology annotation, cellular component: membrane-bounded organelle. The coding region runs from base 204 to 1034 and encodes 276 amino acids. The record is from RefSeq and is a predicted model, not a curated record. Gene Ontology annotation, molecular function: disulfide oxidoreductase activity. The transcript has a single exon.
GCGAGAUACGUUUUGUUCUCGCAGUCUAGAAGACAGGUGCUUCUGGUUCGAUAAUAUUCUAGUCUUUUUUUUUGCUAUUCGUCUGCCGUCAGUGGGCACAGUUUUAACUCGAAGGAAGCUAUAAAUUAAGGUCACAUCUUAAGUGGUGUUGAGUAACAGUUUGCUGGAUUUCGAAGUGUAUUUUCGAUCGCGGAACAUUUAAGAUGUCUUUUAAAAAAGAUUUGAUCCUGCUUAUAAAGCCCUAUUACUGGGUCAACAUAUUGAUGAGUAUCUCCUACUUGGUGGCAAAACGAGCACCCAUGAUUUGUAACUAUUUAUGGACUUACUUGUUCAACCAGCAAGAUCAAUGCGAGCUGGAUGGAAGGGAAACGGAAAUACUGUUCUUCCUGCUGAUUGUGGUCAUGAUUCGAACCAGGAAAACCGGAAGCGUCACCAUGAUCAACUAUCUGACGUCGAGUUUCACCUACACCAAGAUAGCGAACCUGGGCCUUUGGUUCUACAGCGAUAUUAGGCUGGGAUUGAUUUACGGAGUUUUGUUCAUCCUGGUUGCACUGGUUCUUCCGGAACCAACUUAUUCCGGUCCGGAGAAUACCGUUUACUUCCGGACUGAAAAUGGUUUGGACGAGGAGAUGGAACGGGACAAGCGUGUCAAUUGGCUGGUCACCUUCUAUACGGUUUGGAAUCCAGCUUGUGUCAAUUUCGCUCCCAUUUUCGCAGAAUUGUCUUGCGAGUAUAAUCUGCCCAAUUUGAAGUUCGGCAAGGUAGAUAUCGGUCGGUUUCCCAACAUUGGCAAAAAGUACCACGUCUCGGAUAGUUCCUUCAGCCGUCAGCUGCCGACGGUGAUUUUGUUCCGCAAUGGCAAGGAAGUGGAACGACGCCCCUACGCCGAUGCCAAGGGCAAGCUGGUGAAAUUCUUCUUCUCUGCGGACAACUUCAAGGCGGCAUUCGAUCUCAACAAUCUGUAUAAGGAGUGCAAGGACAACCCCAUCAAGGCGGGCAAAGCCAUCACGGCAAGCGAGAAAAAGAAAAAUUAAACGCUUCGUGCCGUCGCCCCCUAUCCUAAAUUCGAUCCGAUUAGGUUAACUAGAACUAUUGUUUAGAAUGCAUUUACAGUUAACGAGUGGAGUGUGUUUAUUCUGUAAGCCUGCAUCUCCCACGUUAUCACCUUACGUUUUUUUUUUUUAUCUUUGUCGCAAUCACUACCCCAUCAUAUUGAUUAGUUGAAGGAAUUAGGCAGUGCAGCAGUAGCUCCGAUAACGCGGCUCACCGAGUGUCAUCAUUCAUCACACGUUUCUCAACCAUACCUUCUAAUUCGAUGUGCUAAUUGGAAACAAGCGUGGCCAUUCAGAAAAAAAACCCUAACCGAAUAGAGUAGCUCGUGAAAUCGGUUUCGGUUUAGGUUUGCAAAUUAUUAGUUAUAGGCUUUGUUUCGUUCGAAUAAAACGAUAUAAGUUUGUUGUUUAGUGCACCUAUUAUUAUUUUUUUUUUUGAGUAAAUUUUGUCGGCAAAUAGAUAAACGAGUAAACGCGCAAAUAUUCGGUUCUUCAACAGACAGUGUUCAAGCUUGUCGGCGGAAAUCGUAAGGAAAGUAUCGAUAAUUGUAACUAAACCACUCAAUUCUCAGUAAUGGCUGAUAGAAUCAUCAGAACAAAAAUUGAUAUAUGAUUAUAGCGCGAUUGUAGUCAAUAAAUUUAGAAAGUUAUUGAAUCAA